Messenger RNA from Loa loa (African eye worm), 914 nucleotides. RefSeq lists its product as hypothetical. The transcript is spliced from 4 exons. Bases 27 to 884 code for a protein of 285 amino acids. Lineage: Eukaryota; Metazoa; Nematoda; Chromadorea; Rhabditida; Onchocercidae. The record is from RefSeq and is a predicted model, not a curated record.
AGAAGAAGAGGAAGCACUAUGAUUCCAUGAAGAUCUGCAGUGGAGAGGUAAAUGGUUUACUGCCGAGUUGUUCGGGACUGGAGGAUAUAAAAUCGGAAGAUGCCGCCUUACAUCGUGAUGACACAUCUCAUCCACGUAUUCUUAUGCGUAUAACGCGUAAAAAUAAUAUUGUAUCAGUGACAGAUCCGCGAACGAAUCAUAUAUCUCUGCAUAUAACACCAAAAAGCGAAGUUGAUGAAGGACGGGAACCUCCUCUGAAGGUUCCAAAGUUAAAAAUUCGGCUAAGUCGAAAUGGAGAAGAGCACGUAGUUGAUUCGGAACCAGCAAAGGAUCAUAUAUCGAAAAGUGCACCUCAUGAGAAGGAUAAGUUGGAAGAAAUGAGGUUUGCAAGUAGCGAUAUUGACCGGCUUGACCGACACAAGCGAGUAGCAGGACUGGAUCACAAUCGGAAAAUGACCAUUAUUAUACCGAAAUCCGUGAUUAAGAAUUCGUGUGCAUCUUCUUGUAACUCCGGCAAUUCGAUCUCAGCUGCUGUCAGUUCUAAUGCACAGUUCUCACCUAAUUCAGAAUUAUCGGAUGAGGAAGAUGAGCAGCUGCGUGCACAGGCUGAUAGCGUCAUCAGUCGUUUAAAUGACUGGGGCACGAAAAAUCCUGCAACGCGUCAAGCUGAUGCAAUUUCUCGGCUGGUUGGUUCUGCACCGUUAAUGACGCCGGUUCUAGAUCGACUUAUUCCAAAUGACCCAUGGUUUUUUAGAAUGGAAGUAAAAAAUCACUCAAGAGUUGACUCCAAUGAUAUUGCCCCUUCACGCAUGACAUGGCUUGCAUCUGCUGCCAGUCAUCCGCGCAGUUUGAAAACCACAAUCAGUAUCAGUAAGCCGAAUUAGAGUUGAAGUUUUCCUCUUUUUUUGUUUUUU